CGCCCCGCCCGCUAACCAAGCGUCUUUGGGAGCUGCGCGUGCGCCCGCGCGCGCGCUUUGAAGCCUACACAUAACGAGGGAAGCGGGGAGGCGCUUUCUUCUCCCUCUUUCUUCCCCUCCCCCCCUCCUUCUUUCCCCCUAGCAUGGCAACCGUGGCGUUUGGGCGCGUGUUGGCGAGGGGCCGCAGCUGCAGCACAGCGGUCAAAGCGAGAAAGCUGCUGGUGGGCUCGAAGAUGGUAAGGCUAAUCUGCAUUAGCACUUCAGCAUCCCAGAAGAAAAGUAAUGCUCCUCCAGGACCUAAAAAAUAUACAGAAUCUUUUAUUAAAAAACAGAUUGAAGAGUUCAACAUAGGAAAGAGACAUUUAGCUAACAUGAUGGGAGAAGAUCCAGAAAGUUUUACCCAAGAGGAUAUUGAUAAAGCAAUUGCCUAUUUAUUUCCUUCUGGUCUAUUUGAUAAAAGGGCCAGGCCUUUGAUGAAGCACCCUGAGGAAGUGUUUCCAAAGACAAGUGUUAUUCAAUGGGAUGAAGAUGGUCGUCCAUUUAAUUUUCUUUUUUAUACUGGCAAGCAGUCAUACUAUUCUUUAAUGCAUGAGUUGUACAGUAAGCUACUGCACAUUCAAAAUUAUCAAAAUCAACUGAAUGCUCAAGGAUUGCUCUCUGAGGAUAAAGCACCUAUGAACUUGAUUGGCAGCAGAUGGCUGAUUAAAGAGGAAUUGGAAGAAAUGUUAGUGGAAAAACUGUCAGAUCAAAAUUAUUUAAGGUAUGUUCAGCUGCUGGAAAGAUUAGUAUCACUGCCAUACUGUGAUAUGGAACAAGAUUAUCUGCUUAAAUUUCGCAAGGAAUUACCUAUACAAUCCAAAAAACAAUCAUUUGAACCCCUAAAAUAUGAUGAGCGAGGAGUGGCCUUUAGCACUGCAGAAGGUAAGAGAAAGUCAGCAACAGCAACUGCUACACUUCAUGCAAAUGGAAAUGGAAAAUUUACCAUAAAUGGAGAUAAUUAUUUACUUUAUUUUCCAGUGUUGCAGGACAGAGAACAGCUGAUGUUCCCAUUCCAAUUUCUUGAUCACUUAGAAAAGUAUGACGUGGUCUGCACCGUAUCUGGAGGAGGAAGAAGCGGACAAACAGGAGCAAUUCGCUUAGCCAUAGCAAGAGCUUUAUGUAGUUUUAUUACUGAAGAUGAAGUAGAAUUCAUGAGGCAAGCUGGUCUCCUCACUCCUGAUCCACGUGUAAGAGAACGGAAAAAGCCUGGCCAAAAGGGAGCCCGCAGAAAGUUCACCUGGAAGAAGCGCUGAAAAUGAAAAUGUUAUAUUUUAUAGGAAUUCAUCUUUGUAAUUAAACUGUAUUUUUCCUUCCCUUCCA
This is a messenger RNA of Thamnophis elegans (Western terrestrial garter snake), 1359 nucleotides long. It is a transcript of the gene MRPS9, whose product is annotated as mitochondrial ribosomal protein S9. NCBI's taxonomy places the organism in Eukaryota, Metazoa, Chordata, Lepidosauria, Squamata, Natricidae. The record is from RefSeq and is a predicted model, not a curated record. Bases 144 to 1292 code for a protein of 382 amino acids. Gene Ontology annotation, molecular function: structural constituent of ribosome; RNA binding. Gene Ontology annotation, biological process: translation. Gene Ontology annotation, cellular component: ribosome; mitochondrial small ribosomal subunit. The transcript has 11 exons.